AUGGUUAGACAACCAAGAUCUAUUUGGUCUCCAAACAACCUAAGUAAUGCCCUAAUUAGAGAACAAAAUAAAUUAAUCCAUCUGGAUCCAGUGCCUCUAUUUAAAGACCGUAAUGAAAUUAAAUUCUGGCUACAAAAAAGCUUCUUCCCGCAAGGCAUCAAUUUAGUUAUUGAAAGAUCAGACAACAGUAAGAUUAUUUUCAAAUGUAAGUCAAGUAUCACCAAACGGCAACAACAAGAAAAAACAAAGACAGAGAGAAGCGGUAGCAGCAGCAAGUCUUUCUGUCCUUUUAGAAUUAGAGCCACAUAUUCGAUAAAAUUGAAAAAAUGGAACAUUUUGAUAGUCAAUAACGUUCAUUCACAUGAAUUAAAAUUCGAUCCAUCCACAGAUGAGUAUAGAAAAUUUAAAAAUUAUUUAUAUUUGCAAAAGGAUAAAGAUACUAUGAAAUUCUUUGAAGAAUUGGAAUAUAAAACGAAAUUCAACUUACCAAUGUCUUCACCAUCCACCCAAAUCGUGACAUGUGAUUGUGGGUUGACUAACGAAAUCAAUUGGUUUAAUAAUAUAAUUAUACCAGAGCCUUCAAUUUUAAACAAAUCUGAUAUCAAUCGAAAUAAUAGCAAGAGCAAAAAUAAUUUUGUUUCCAAGAAAAAAUUGAUAUCAUCUAAAAAUACAUUAGCAAAUGAUUCUCUAUCUAUAUUAUUUAACAACAACAACAACGAUAAUAAUAAUAGUAACAACAUAACUAAUACCACUCUUACUACCAACAUUACCAAUACAAAGAAUGAUAUGAUUAAUUUAGAUGAAAUCGAUUUUACUGACAUGUUUAAACCUUUUAAAAAGAAAGUACAAAACUUAAAAUACCAAACCGCAAAGUCUUCUUCUCCUCCCCCCUCUUCUUCCUCAACCUUCUCUUCAGCAUUAUCAUCAUCAUUGUUCUCUACAGCUAAUAUAAUAAAUACUUAUCCCUACACAUUCGAUACGAACCAAAAUACGACCAUAUAUAAUCUAGAUGAUGAGAUGUUUUCAUUAUUUGAUAGUACUAAUACAUAUACAAAAUCUAUGGCUACCACUAUUAUCCCAUCUAUCACAGAUGUACAGAAUAAACAUGACGAACAGAAUAUGAUCCAAGAUGAUAACUCAUGGCUUGAUCGUUACUUAGAUUUCAAUCAGGAGUCGUCACUCUCGACUCUAUCACCAUCAUCUUUAUUUCAGAAGAAUGAUAUCAUACCUAAGAAUAAUAGUAUUACUAGCACCAUUACUACUACUUCUCCUGCUUUGUCUAAUGCAAUUACUGAUGAUCUGUAUUUAGAUUUUUUAGAUUUAUCAAAAUUGUAUCCACCAGUCUAG
Molecule: messenger RNA, 1347 nt
Organism: Arxiozyma heterogenica
Lineage: Eukaryota; Fungi; Ascomycota; Saccharomycetes; Saccharomycetales; Saccharomycetaceae
Gene: AFT2
Product: Aft2p
Exons: 1
Coding region: 1-1347 (448 amino acids)
Biological process (GO): positive regulation of transcription by RNA polymerase II; cellular response to iron ion starvation
Molecular function (GO): DNA-binding transcription factor activity, RNA polymerase II-specific
Source: RefSeq, a predicted model, not a curated record